Messenger RNA from Fusarium poae, 1386 nucleotides. RefSeq lists its product as uncharacterized. Lineage: Eukaryota; Fungi; Ascomycota; Sordariomycetes; Hypocreales; Nectriaceae. The record is from RefSeq and is a predicted model, not a curated record. Bases 1 to 1386 code for a protein of 461 amino acids. Gene Ontology annotation, molecular function: polygalacturonase activity. The transcript is spliced from 7 exons. Gene Ontology annotation, biological process: carbohydrate metabolic process.
AUGCGUUAUCUUCCAAUCUUAGGUUUUCUAGGGUCGUUCGCUAUCGCCACCAUCGAUGCUGUGUCUCUGCCGCAGGAUGUACCUCGUGAUGUCUCGGGUUUUCGGCAGAAACAUCCAUACAAUCCUCCCAAGCAUGAGCAACGCAAGAUAAUAAAGGUCCGCACAUCUAAAGAUCACCAGGAUGAUGUUUCCGAAGACUUCAAGCGUGGUGUGCGUCAGGCUGAUCGGGGUAACACCUUGUACUUGCCACAUGGUCAGACAUUCGUCAUUGGGAAGGCGCUUGAUUUGACUGGACUCAGUGAUAUUCACAUUCACUUAGAGGGCGAGAUCCGGUUUACGGAUGACGUUAAAUAUUGGCAGGAAAACGCUUGGUAUCACCCUUUCCAAAAGUCCAUUAUGUUUUGGAAAUGGGGAGGGCAAGAUAUCAAGACCAACACAGGUGCCGCAUGGCUGACAGUAGUAGACAACGCUGGUGGAAUGAGUUUGAGGCCGGUACAGGCUCAGAACACGACCAACCUUGAUGUUUCCGGUAUUCAUCUCAAGGACUCACCCUGCUGGAACAACUUCAUCGUGAGCUCCAAGAACAUCUCAUUCACCGAUGUCGUAGCAACCGCUCUGUCAAAUAAUGGUAGCAUCAUACCCAAGAACACUGACUUUAUGAAUACAAUGAACACUUCGACCGUGCGAAUUGAGAGGACAUGGGUCAAUAUCGAUGAUGACUGUUUCUCUCCCAAGCCUAAUAGCUCCGAUCUUUACGUCAACACUAUGUACUGUAACGGCACACAUGGCCAAUCUAUGGGAUCCCUGGGACAAUACAAGGGGGAAGUCUCUAAUGUUCACGAUGUACAUAUCGAGAACGUUUGGAUGAUGAAUGGAGAUUAUUCCGGUGCUCGUAUCAAAGUCUGGGCCGGAAAUGAAACUGGCACGGGCUUUGUUAACAACGUAACGUUCAAAAACUUCUGGGUCGCACGCAUGGACUACGGAAUUUUCCUCGAUUCUUGCUAUUUCAACAAAUCAGCGGAUGAGUGCAAUGCUCAUCCCUCAGGCAUGCAUAUUACCAACAUACACUUCGAGAACUUCACCGGUUACACGUCUGGUGUUUAUGGUAACGCUGUGGCUCGUCUUUCUUGUUCGUCUGCUGAAGAUGCUGUUUGCGCCAACAUUACUCUCAAGAACUUUGACGUCAAACCACCAUGCGGCGGAGAGCCCGUGGUUAUCUGCGAUGGGAUGCAUGGCGAUGUUGGUGUGAACUGUGUUCCAUAUGAAAGCGAUGAGGCUCAAGUUGCACUAAAGGCAAAAUGUGAAACACCAUUGGUGCCUAUCGACACGGAUCCUUGGGGCAGUGGAUUAAUUGAGAAGAAGAAGGGUGCCUUUCAUACAGAGUAG